Morus notabilis is the source of this 985-nucleotide messenger RNA. RefSeq names its product glucose-induced degradation protein 4 homolog. Gene Ontology annotation, cellular component: extrinsic component of membrane; GID complex. The record is from RefSeq and is a predicted model, not a curated record. Gene Ontology annotation, biological process: protein targeting to vacuole; proteasome-mediated ubiquitin-dependent protein catabolic process; protein catabolic process in the vacuole. NCBI's taxonomy places the organism in Eukaryota, Viridiplantae, Streptophyta, Magnoliopsida, Rosales, Moraceae. Bases 33 to 680 code for a protein of 215 amino acids. The transcript has 8 exons.
CUGGGAAUCAAUAGGAUUAUCGACGGAAAGAAAUGCCGGUGAGAGUUGUGGAGAGCUCUGCACCUUCUCAGGUUUCUGAAGGUGCAAAUUCUGAACAUACGUCACCCCAGGCUUGUACCCUUUUGAGUGUUGGACAGACCUUCUCUGGUACUCAGAAUGUUUCGGGUCUGCAAAAAGAUGAAGCAUGGAGGGUAAAUGUCUGUAUACAAGGAUGUGACCUCGAACACGGUUAUCUUUGUGGUACCAUGGAAGCUCUUAACGUUCCCAUGGCAGAUACACCAGUAGUAACCUUUUGGGAAGGAGAAAUUGUUGAUACCAAGAAUUAUACUUUCUUCACUGGCAAAUGGGAAGCAACACCAGAGGAUGAUAUUAGGCACUGGACCAAGUUUACUUCCUUUAGUCCUUUAACGAGCCAAGUGGAAGCUGAUGGGGGAAAAUCUUUGGACCUGAGCAACUAUCCGUACAUAUUUAUGAGAUGGAAAGAGCAAUACUUCGUGAAUGUCGGAACGGACUGCGGGUUAACUAUAGCUGGCUUUUACUAUGUAUGCUUCUCUUGUAGUGACGGAUCUAUCAAUGGCUUCUACUAUGAUCCUAACAGCAGCCCGUUCCAGAAGCUGGAGCUGAAAUCUACCAAUGAGGGAAGAUCGGGUUUCAGUUUUUCAUCAUACGAGUUGCGAUGAGAUGGAAGACAAGUAACCGGUUUUCGAGAAUUACCACCCAAAUGAAUCUAUGGAUAAAACAUGUUUCUGGAUUCUCAGAAAACUUGGAGAAAAAAGGGGUUUUAUGACUUGUUAGUUGUAGAAAACUAGAUGAGAUGUUCAUUUGUUUGUAUUAGUGUCUAUUCACAAACUUCAUUUUGCAGCAUUCUUCUUGUAUAUGGUACAUGAUGAGUUUCACUGUAUUAUUCAAGCAUGCAUAUUUAGUUAAGUUUGUUGUGUGUGCGAACACAGACAAUUUGAUAUGUGACCAUUCAAAACAUAAUCAU